Pseudoliparis swirei is the source of this 4702-nucleotide messenger RNA. RefSeq names its product tubulin folding cofactor E-like b (gene tbcelb). Gene Ontology annotation, molecular function: alpha-tubulin binding; U2 snRNA binding. The record is from RefSeq and is a predicted model, not a curated record. Gene Ontology annotation, biological process: mRNA splicing, via spliceosome; protein folding. Lineage: Eukaryota; Metazoa; Chordata; Actinopteri; Perciformes; Liparidae. The transcript is spliced from 7 exons. Bases 808 to 2241 code for a protein of 477 amino acids.
GUCCAUGUAUAAAACAUUUUGGGGCAGCACGUUCAAAUGUAUUUUCCCCCAACCCAAAACCAUAAAAAAACAUCAAAACCCACUAGUUUUGUGAAUGGUUUAUUUUAAAUUUGAAAAUACUAGUGCAAUUGAGGAUUGUUCAGAAAAAGAACUCAACCCUUUCACAAGAAGUGCAUUUCGGGUCCGCAUCAGUGUGUCCCAAGUUUACAUCAUAGAAGACUCCUUGUGUGUCCUCGGAGAGAAAACACCACAUAUUUAACUAUGAAACAAUAGCUGUGACUUUUUACAGAGUACAAAUACAACAAAGUCUGUUAAUACAAGCCAGUACAUAGAAGAACUGUAGCUGUGACUAAAACAUCAAGGCUCUUACGUUGAUUUUAUGAGUAAACCUUCACACUAAUAGAUGGGACACAUUUAGUUUGAAUGAGGUUCUCUAAAGAGAAUCUGGUGCGAGGAAACACUGCUGCUUUUGUCUGCUAAAAUCAAAACGAGAGGAAAGUUCCCCUGUUGCAACUUCAAGAUGUUUGUUUUUUUAAAUAGCUUCAACCGUGAACAUGAUUCAUGACUUAAUUACUAGAGCCUGAAUGUCAAGAAAAGCACACGCUGCAGAUAACAUCCGUCCUACAAGUGCAGUGAUACGACUGCUGUGUGCUGGAUUUCAACACAUGAAUGCUGACACAUACAAACUGGGAUCCAUUCUAGCUGUAACCCAGACGUCGGACUUUUAUGGCCGAUCGGGAUCAAAAUAAACAUUAAGUUGAACGUGGUGACUUUCUAUUAUCUGUAUAAUCGUAAAUAUUGUCUCAUAUGAUUUUGGUAAAAAGCCGUCCAGGUCGCCAUGAAGGUGGUGAAAUAGAAAGCCUGAUGAAGUUAACUGUGUUGUUUGCACUCUCUUCUUUUCUCUGUCUUUCCCUCGCAUCCCUCCUCAGGGCUGGGACCAUGGAUUCGUCCUCUGAUGAGGAGGAGGUGCGCACCUUCAUCCAAGUCCUCAGCGAGAAAUACUGCCCGGGUAAUUUCCCCUACGGCCAAGGAGUCGUGGUUAUGUCCAGCCCGCCAGGAUCCCCCGUGAAAGCCCGCCUGUUCUUGCCGAGCAUCCUGGUUCUGAGUGACUAUGGGAUCCGUAAAGCUGGAGACAGAUCUGACAUUGCAGCUUUCUGUGCCCAUGUGGUCGAGCUGGACCUGUCCCACAAUCAACUUAACGACUGGACGGAGAUCUGCGACAUUGUUUCCAACAUCCCCCACCUGGACAUCCUCAAUCUGAGCAUGAACCCUCUGAGCGGCAUAGAGCUGGAGCCCAGCCUGGCGGAGGUGUUCCUCCGGGUCCGACAGCUUUUCCUCAUCAACACACACAUCAGCUGGGACAGCGUGCACACGCUCACCAAACAUACACCAGAGCUGGAGGAGCUUUUCCUGUGUCUGAACGGCUACAGCACCAUCUCCGAAUCCCAGACCUCCUGCCCGUCUCUGCGCCUGCUGCAGGUUACAGACAACCAGCUGCAGGAAUGGGCCGAAGUGCGGAAGUUCGGAAAGAUGUACCCGAAUCUGACAACACUGGUUCUGGCCAAUAACAGUGUGGGCUCUGUGGGCGACACCCAUGAUGCACUGCAGCAGCUCUUUCCCAACCUGCGCAGCAUCAACCUCAACAACUCAGGGCUUCGUACAUGGGAGGACAUAGAGAGGCUGAAUUUCUUCCCUAAACUGGAAGAGAUCAAAGCAAAGGGGAUUCCAUUAUUGCAGCCUUACACCACCCACGAAAGACGUAGCUUCCUUUUAGCACAGCUGCCAUCUGUCGUGCUGCUGAAUGGGAGUUCAGUGUCAGAUGGAGAGCGAGAGGAUGCUGAGAGGCUUUUCAUCCGUUACUACCAGGACUCCCCGCAACAGGAACGUCCUGAGAGGUACCACACCCUUGUAUCCAAGUACGGUCAGUUGGCCCCCCUGGCGGUGGUGGACCUGCGCCCCCGCAGCACCUUGGUGGACGUUCGCUGUGGCGACCGGGUGGAGGCCGUCAGCCUCCGUCUGGCGCAGACGGUGGGCGACCUAAGGAAACGCAUCCGAGCUCUGCUGCAGCUGCCCGCCAGCAGGAUCAGGCUCUUCUUCAUCAGCCGGGAGAUGUCUUCGGUCGUGGGACCGGAGGAGUUGAAGAGCAGCAGACGGGCCCUCCAUUCCUACAGCAUCCGAGAUGGGGAUGAGAUUCUCGUUGAGCCCAAAGUCACAGGUUGCUGCGGCGCCUCAGAUCUUUGAGUCCGGAGGCUCUCUGGUUUUGGAUAAACGUGACGUCAGGGCUACGCUUACUUUGACUUGAGCCAUUUUUAGAUUAAAAGAAAAGGUGAAUUUAUUCAGCCUGGAAUGCAGAGAGGAUUGCCGUCCACCACACUGAACAAAUCUAUACGUAAUAAUAAUAUAUUCAUAUGAGUCUUUUUGUACAUAAGGAGUGCCACAUUCACAAAACGUGUAUCUUUUGAGUGGCAUAUGUAUGUGGGGCUUGAGGGUAAGACUGCAGUUUAGGAAAUUGUUAUGCAAAUCUAAUUUGAAGAAAAAAACACUGCCAUAAUUACCAACUGACUGCACGAUUUGCACAUUGAUUUAAAAACUACAUCUUUUUUUAUAAUGGUGUUUUUCUGAUCAUAUUUGAGAUAUGAGGAGAAAACGUGUGAAACAUGUUGAUUGGGUGACCAAACAAAUAGAUGACACACACAUUCUGAUGGAAAUGAUGUUUUCAAAGCUGCUGUGUGCAUACCUUCUGUCGUUUCACUGCUCAUUGGGUUUCCAGAAUGCUUUUCUGCCUCAUAAUCAGCAGCUUUAUGAUGUUUUCGCUCCGUUUUUUCCAUUAGUUUUGCGUUAAUAGAAGACUCGUCUGAGGCUUGUUUACAGUGAACCAUGAACAGUGCAAGCUUUUGAGCUUGGGUGAAUUUAAUCCUAUAAAGCCAGAACAAUGGCAAACAAUGAACCCUAAUCGCGCAGCAGCCAAGCUGACUUGAUGCAUCUUUCUUUUAGGUUUUCAUGAUCAUGACGUGCGUGCGCGUGUACGUACGUUUACGUUUUGAAAAUAAUCUUUCCCUGCUUCUUCCCAUCACUCAGCUCCCUCUCUUUUCCACAUGACUCUUGGUAGCAGGGAAAUAGCCUCGGAUGAACCCCGAGCCGGGAGAGGAGGAGCGAAGGAGCAUUGAUGCUCAAGUUACCGCAGGUCUUCUGGCCGUCCAGCCCAUGAAUGGAGCAGCUCUCUCAGCCGGGAAACCAUGAGGCCCGGUCGGUAUGGUAACCACACACCGGCCGCUGGGUCACGGACACUUCCGCUGCAUUUAUUUAGGUUAGAACAGGACACGGGGUCGUGAACCUUUCCGUUGACUCACAUCGGCAUCGAUUGUUUUCAAACUUUAGAGAAUAGAUAGAAAUACGCAAUUGACGCGUGAAAUACGCACUUUCUGGCAAUUGACGGCCUCUUCCACUGCAGGAAUUUAGGGGUUUCUCAUAACCUGAAACUUCUCAGAACCUUGUCAGGCCUCACUAAAUUGGCCCAUGGGAAUAGUGAGUAAAAUACACUCUCUAGGCUCGUACAGUUUUCCACAUGCUGCUGUAGGGUGCGUGGGACCGUGGGCCGGAGAGUUGAGAACUCUCCAAAAUUGAAGCCAAAACAUUUUGGUGGUGAGCAAAGGAAGCACUUUAUCUGAUAUGCAUUGUUUUUUUGUGAGCGGAGCGCGCAUUUUAAACGUCACAUUCAUCGUCGAACGCGUUCAUUCAAGUCAUUUCCCGAAGCCCAAAUUGCGUUCGUGCAUAAUAUUGGAUUAAUCGCUUGGGUUUAUGCUCAUAAUUUUAAAUCACGCUGGGUGAAGCGAGUUGAGGAAUCACAUGUUUGUCUUGAACACACUUAGAAGUGAAGGUCAGCGUUCUGUUACCAAAAUUGCGUGAACAUGUGUUGGGCCGCCGUCGACCUGUGGCAGUCUUGCAGUGCCGUCUGGACAGCGAGUAGGACGCACCGGUGGGUAAACACUCACUUGCACCCUGUGUUUCCCCUGGUGAUGCUCCAUAGUGAACAACAUGUCAGGUUUGUAAAUGAUCAGUGGGCAGCACAGUCCUGUUUGGUUAGAUAACAGAGCGAACAACUCACAUUGAUGGAGGUCGCAUUGAGUUGAAACUUGCGUAUUACAGUUGUUUGAAAUAUGUUUUCAGAGGAAUAUUUUCUGACGACAUGUAAGUUCAGGUAUCGGAAUUGGUGUGGGGAUGUGAAAGAUGGUGUCAGAACACCUCUGGUCCAUACGUGGGAAGUAAUGGGAUAAGCAUACGGCAUUUUCUUUUCUAAAGUAAUAGUGGAUGUAUCGUUGGUUUGCAUGUUCUGAUAUUUAUUUGUGUUUUUGAUUUAAUGUGUACGAGAUGCUUCAUUCCAGGGAAAACAGUGAUGUUUAUGGGCAUUUGUAAUUUUGUGCACCUGCCGCCCUCACUAUUAUCCUUCAGUAAUGCCAAAUACAAAGAUUAUCUUCAGAUUUUACAAUAUAGAAGAUAGUUACUAAUCUAUAUUACAUUUUUUCUUUUUGUUGUGUUACUUUAUCAUGUUUGCUUUCUGUCCCUUCUCAAAUGUGUAUCUAAAUAUUUCUAAUGAUACACAAAAAUGUUGUUCAGGACGUCAUCGUGCCAUAUCUACACCUGUAUUGUGUAACGUUGCUUUCACUUCUCAUUAAGAAAAAUAAAUGAUAAUUAUUUCUGCUCA